Caenorhabditis remanei is the source of this 237-nucleotide messenger RNA. RefSeq lists its product as uncharacterized. Lineage: Eukaryota; Metazoa; Nematoda; Chromadorea; Rhabditida; Rhabditidae. Bases 1 to 237 code for a protein of 78 amino acids. The transcript is spliced from 2 exons. The record is from RefSeq and is a predicted model, not a curated record.
AUGUACGACCUUGGAGAUGGAACCAGAUUUGGUGGUGUCGCUCUUCGAAGCAGCGGUUGCUCUCUUCGGAGCUCCAACCUUGAAUCUUCCACUAGCUCCACUUCCAGAGACUUUGUCGACUUCGCAGUUUUCGGUGCUGAUGGUUUUCGAGUCGCUUUGGCAGAUACCGCGACUUUGGAUCUCGCCGCUUUGAUGGAGACAGUUGGAGGAUCAGCAACAUCGGCCAUUAUAGCGUGA